CCCUCUCCCUCAUGCGCUCCUCUCCUCUCCUCGGAGCCUCCAGACGCGCAGCGCGGUGGCAGACGAGGCGCACGGAGCGUCCGUCCCUGUGAUUUCCAUCACACCGAGGAUCCUAUACAUUUCAUUCCGGGGGAGAAGCGGCAACUUGGGCACGCGUCCCCGCAUCCCCCUCAGCAACUUGUCACGCCUGAGGCAUCGGUUUCCCUCGCAGGAUAAGAAAGGAGCAGAGAUAACCCGCCGUCCCCUGAUGAAUCUCCUCACAUGCUCCUAAGCUGCUGGAACAUCUGAUCAUGAUUCAGCCUAGCAUUCGACUUUCCAUCUAAGUUGGAGAGGAGCCACAGAGCGAGAGAGAGAGAGCCUCGUCUCGGUCGGCGCUGUGGAGACGACUUGAAGAGCCUGAGAGCCGUCAUUUGCGCUGAGUGGCAGCGGGGUCAUCUGAUUACAGGAUGGUUUGUCCUUUCCCUGCCUUUGAAUCACUGAUGAAGCUGUCACGAUGGUCGAAGAAAUACCGUGGAACCUUUGAAGAAUGAACUUUCCAAACCGCUGGUUUGUUCUGGAGGGAAAAGCCAUUGAAGAUCAAACAAUCUCACCAGCAGUAAAAUCUGCUGGCCUUUUCUCAGUUCAAGGAUUCUGCUUCAGGAGGCAAAACCAGUCAUGACUUUUCUGGGAAGUGGACUACAGAAGAUUCUUCUUUGCAAAAACACUUCCACACAGUAACUUUUGGACAACUUCGUAUUUAAAAGGUGGAACGGCCAUUUGAAGAGAUCUGCCCCGAAGGGAGAUGGGAAGCUCGGCCAGCAUUAGCCAGUGGGAUAAUUGAACAGAAAACAACCCUCUUCAGAGGCGUGCUCCUCAAUGCCAGUGUAUCCCCGUUUGCCCCCAGUUCACCCACUGACGGCUGUUCCGAUCUUCUAAAAUCUGUUGAGCUUGCAGGGGGUUGUUUGCCUGUUACUGUAGGUCAUACUUAAUAUCAGAAACUCCAUAAGGUGGGGCAGAAACUAUACAAGAGUCAGAAUGACUGACUGUGUUACAAUACACACAGGUACUCUGCAGGUGGUAGAAAUCCAAUACGCUCUAUGACCUGCCCUGUAUUCAGCAGAUAACUUCAGAUUGAUUCGUGAUCCCAUGGAUUAACUUUCAAGAUCUCACACAAAGACCUUUUAAGUUUGCCCUGAUGGAGUUUUAUUUGGUGUAAAACUACAACUGAAAAACUCUCUCUGUCUUCAUGUAUCUUUUAUGUUACAUGUAGACCCAGGUUGGAUAUCUUUCUCUUUUUUUCCUCCUAUUUUUUUGAAUGAAAAUGGCUCCUUCUCGGACAACCGGACCUCGGGCGCUGUUGGCAGCUCUGGGUCUUCUCAGCUGCUGUAGCUUGGGCUCGUGUGAGGCCUCAAGGACUAGUGGUUCAACACCAGCAGGGAAUAGACAGGAGCAAGAUCCCUCGUCACUUGAGCGAGUCAAGAGGGGAUGGGUGUGGAACCAGUUCUUUGUGGUGGAGGAGUACACCGGCACGGAGCCACUAUACGUUGGCAAGAUCCAUACAGACUCAGAUGACGGUGACGGCAACAUCAAGUACACGAUCUCUGGAGAAGGGGCAGGCUCCAUCUUCAUCAUCGACGAGCAAACGGGAGACAUCCAUGCCACCGAGAGACUGGACCGCGAGGAGAAGGCUUCUUACACGCUUAAGGCUCAGGCCCGGGACGAGCUCUCCGAUGACCCGCUGGAACCCGAGUCAGAGUUUGUCAUCAAGGUCCAGGACAUAAACGACAGUGAGCCCAAGUUCACGGAGGGUCCCUAUAUCGGCAGCGUGGCAGAGCUGUCACCCAUAGGAACAUCUGUUAUGAAGGUUACUGCAUCAGAUGCCGACGACCCUGCGUACGGGAGCAGUGCCAGAGUGGUGUACAGCGUGCUGGAUGGAGAAAAGUUCUUCACUGUUGAUAGGCAAACGGGGCUCAUCAUGACAGCGGUGGCAGAUUUGGAUCGCGAGACGCAGGAUCGUUAUGAGCUGGUCGUCAAGGCAACAGACAUGGCCGGACAAAUGGGCGGUCUCUCCGGCUCCACCACAGUGACCAUAGUGAUCACAGAUGUUAAUGACAACCCGCCGCGCUUCCCACAGAAGAUGUACCAGUUUUCUGUGUCGGAGGGGGCGGCUCUGGGGACGCCGGUUGGACGCGUCAUCGCCACGGAUGCGGACAUGGGAGAUAACACAGACAUGAGCUACGUGAUCAAAGAGGGAGGCGAUCUCUUCAAGGUCACCACUGAUGUGGAGACCCAGGAAGCUGUUGUCUCCAUCAAGAAGCAACUGGACUUCGAGAGCAAGCGAACGCACAACGUCGUGGUGGAGGCGGUAAAUAAGCACGUUGACCCCCGCUUCGUGGACCUGGGCUCCUUCCGAGACCAGACCAUCGUGCGGGUCAGUGUGUCGGACAUUGAUGAGCCACCCAUCUUUCAACCUGCAGAGGGCACUAUCAUGGAAGUGCAGGAGGAUGCGAAAGUAGGCGCUCUGGUUGGCGUCGUCACUGCCAGAGAUCCGGAUGUGAAGGAUAUACCUGUCAGGUUCUCCAUCGAUCGGACCACAGACCAGGAGAUGAUCUUCCAUAUUGAUCCGGACUCGGGGGCCCUCACACUGGGCAAGAUUCUGGACAGGGAGACUGCAGGCUGGCACAAUAUCACUGUGAAGGCUGUGGAAGCAGAUAACCACACCAUGGCCUCCCACUCAGCAGUGAGCAUUCGGAUCCUGGAUGUCAACGACAAUCCUCCGGAACUGGCCACACCAUACGAAGCCUCGAUAUGUGAGGACUCCAAACCAGGACAGCUAAUUCACACCAUCAGUGUGGUGGAUAGAGACGAGCCACAAACUGGACAUCGCUUCUUCUUCACCCUGGCGCCCGAGGCUUCCAGCAAUCGACACUUCACCCUGUGGGAUGUUAAAGACAACACGGCCGGCAUCCGGACCCAGCGGUCAGGCUUCAACCGCCACGAGCAGAAUGUGUACUUCCUGCCGAUCCUGGUGGUCGACAGCGGGCCUCCCUCCCUGAGCUCCACAGGCACCCUGACCAUCCACGUCUGCGGCUGCGACACUGACGGAGCCAUCCAGUCCUGCAAUGCCACAGCCUAUGUAAUGAGUGCUGCUCUCAGCCCUGGGGCGCUUAUAGCACUACUGGUCUGCAUGCUCAUCCUCAUAGUUCUCGUCUUGCUGAUCCUGACCCUGAAACGCCACAGGAAGGGCCAGCGGAUGGCAGAGGACGAGGAGGACAUGAGGGAUAACGUCAUCAAGUACAAUGACGAGGGCGGAGGGGAGCAGGACACUCAGGCAUACGACAUGAGUGCCCUGAGGAACCUCUAUGACUUCCCAGAGGCCAAGAGCUGUGACUCUGGCCCGGACAUUCGCUCACUGCCGCAGUGGAUACAGGCGAGCCGAGGAACUGGUGGUGCAGAGGGAACCGCGGCGGCGGCGGCUGUGGCGACGGCAGACUUCUCUCUAUUCAAAGGCUACAUCCGGAAGAAGGUGGAGCAGGCCGACGCUGACCUGUCGGUCCCGCCGUACGACUCCUUCCAGACGUACGCCUUCGAGGGCUCCAGUUCACCAGCGCUGUCACUCAGCUCCAUCCACACGCUGUCCACCUCCUCGGAGCAGGAUUUCUCCUACCUCAGCGACUGGGGGCCGCGUUUCAGGCAACUGGCGGGCUACUACGCUCCGGGAAACCCAGAGGAGGAAGGAUCCUAGCACAGCUCCUCCUCUGCAGAGAGACAUUUAAACUCCCUCUCCUCCUCCUCCUCCUUCCUCCUUCUUCUCCUUCUCUGCCUCCUCUUCUCACCCUCUGGCCCUCUAUUGAGAUCAUCAGAGCCAGCACUGUGUACUCCUUAAAACAGAGCACAGCUUCUUUAUCUCUUUGAAAGAAAGUUCCCGGCGUCAAAGUUUGAACUCGAGAUUUUUUACUUCUGAUUGUUUUUUUGUGAGAUUUCAGACGUCAACAUGAAAGCUCUGGCGAUGUUGGGAGAAAGAGGAACAAAAGAGAGACGUCCACGUCUAGUCACGUGUGAAGGGACGACUUCUUUUCUCCCCCUAACCGUAAAUGAAAAUCCUUAUUUUAAGCUAUGAGACUGUUUUCAGAAUUCAGAGAAAGAAAAAAAAAAAAACACGUCAAAGCAAACUGUCUGAGAAACAAGUAUUUAUUUAAGGAGGAAAUAUUUAUGUAUUUAUUUGUUUGUAUGUAUUUAUUUAUUUAUUUUACAUCAUUAUUACAUCAUGAAAAGCUGCGACAGUGAACUCUGCCGAAGUGCCGAAGAAACCGGGGAAACGAGGAGGACGACCGGCAACACGGCAGAGGACUCGACACAAUGCUGCUGCAGACACGGCGCCCGGGUCAUAUAAAAACUACAUUCUGGAAAAUAUUUGUAUUUAUUUUCUAUGACCGCUUUUGUAAAAUAACCGACUUAAGAGAGAAAAAAAAAAAAUGGCGAACAGAAAGAGGGAACAGAUGCAUUGAAAGGAAACUCCGAGAGCUGCCAGUUCAGUCUGAAUGCUUGAUGCCUGACAUACUUUUUUGCCGUAUUUUAGUGAUUUACUACGGGGGGGGUUGUUUUUGUUUGAAGGUCACAAAACUGAGGGACAAUUGUGUGUCAACAAUUUCUUUUCUUAUCCCGUCCACAGCCAUUUGUAAGGCAAUAAGGCACAAACCGCAGCAGUGAUUUAAGACUAAUCAAAAUGACUGUUUCAUGGAAUUGGCUGGUGGCCGCCUUCGUCCCACAGGGAGCCAAUCCUCAUUCCAGAAUUGUGUGUGAAUGUGUUCAAUAUGUUCCAUUAAUUUUAUAUCC
This is a messenger RNA of Hippoglossus stenolepis (Pacific halibut), 4815 nucleotides long. RefSeq names its product cadherin-22. The record is from RefSeq and is a predicted model, not a curated record. Gene Ontology annotation, molecular function: cadherin binding; calcium ion binding. Gene Ontology annotation, cellular component: catenin complex; adherens junction; plasma membrane. The transcript has 15 exons. NCBI's taxonomy places the organism in Eukaryota, Metazoa, Chordata, Actinopteri, Pleuronectiformes, Pleuronectidae. Gene Ontology annotation, biological process: multicellular organism development; adherens junction organization; cell morphogenesis. Bases 1295 to 3724 code for a protein of 809 amino acids.